This is a messenger RNA of Hemibagrus wyckioides, 2062 nucleotides long. RefSeq names its product kelch domain containing 4 (gene klhdc4). The transcript has 12 exons. The coding region runs from base 86 to 1855 and encodes 589 amino acids. Lineage: Eukaryota; Metazoa; Chordata; Actinopteri; Siluriformes; Bagridae. Gene Ontology annotation, molecular function: protein binding. The record is from RefSeq and is a predicted model, not a curated record.
AAAACGCUGUUUCCGGAAGUAGUCCUGUUAAAAGUCCAUGUGGAGGCUGUGAAUUAUUUUCUGUUUAAAAAAAAUAAACUAAAAAAUGGGUAAGAAGGGCAAAAAAGACAAGAAAGUAAAGGGGGCCGAAAAGACAGCGGCCAAAAUGGAGAAAAAGGUGUCAAAGAGAUCGAAAAAAGAAGAGGAGGAUCUCGAGGCUCUCAUCGCCGAGUUUCAGUCGCUGGAUGCGAAGAAAACGCAGGUUGUCGAGACGACGUGUCCUCCUCCAUCUCCCAGGCUGAACGCGUCUCUGAGCGCACAUCCAGAAAAAGACGAGCUGAUCCUGUUUGGCGGAGAAUACUUCAAUGGAAAAAAGACCUACCUGUACAACGACCUGUACUUCUACAACAUAAAGAAGAAUUCAUGGGUGAAAUCCGACAUCCCGAACCCCCCUCCACGCCGCUGCGCUCAUCAGGCGGUGGUGGUGCCCCAGGCAGGGGGUCAGUUGUGGGUGUUUGGAGGUGAGUUUGCAUCCCCUAACGGAGAACAGUUCUAUCACUACAAAGACCUAUGGGUUCUUCACCUCAACACACACACCUGGGAACAGAUCAAGGCUCCUGGCGCCCCCUCUGGUAGAAGCGGGCAUCGCAUGGUGCUGUGUAAAAGGCAGCUGCUUGUGUUUGGAGGAUUUCACGAGAGCGUCAGAGAUUAUAUCUACUAUAACGAUGUUCACUCAUUUAACCUGGACACCUUCGCCUGGUCCCGAUUGGCCCUGUCUGGCUCCGCCCCCUCACCACGCUCCGCCUGCCAGAUGACCACCACCCCUGACUCCUCCGGUGUCAUCAUCUACGGAGGCUACUCCAAAUCCAGAGCCAAGAAGGAUGUGGAUAAAGGGACCAUCCACUCAGACAUGUUUCUAAUGAAGAAAGAGGGAAAAGAGGAGCAAGAGAAGUGGUCAUGGAGUCGCGUGAACCCGUCAGGUGUGAAGCCUCAUCCUCGCUCUGGUUUCUCUCUGGCUGUGGGGCUGGCGGGACGAGCCAUCCUCUUCGGAGGAGUGUGUGAUGAGGAAGACGAGGAGACGCUGGAGGGAGAUUUCUUUAACGACCUUUAUCUGUACGACAUCAACAAGAACCGCUGGUUCCCGGGACAACUCAAGGGGAACAAGUCGGAGAAGAAAAAGCGUCGUCGUGGGAAGAAAGCAGGAGAAGACGAAGGACAGGAGAACGAACUAAAACAGGAGAGCGGUGAAGCAGCAGAACAACCGAUAGAAGUCGUGAAGGAAAUUGUCACCGAGGAUGGAACGGUGAUGACCAUAAAGCAGGCCAUCCCCACGGUGCAGGAGAGCGAGGAAGAGGAGGAUGAGGAAGAGGAGGAUGAGGAUGAAGGAGGCGCUGCCGCUCCUAUGGUAGAGCCGUGCCCGAGGUCGAGUGCCAUGGCGGCAGUAAAACACGGGAAGCUGUAUUUAUACGGAGGCAUGUUCGAGGUGGGAGACCGUCAGUUCACCCUGAAUGACCUGUACUGCCUCGACCUGCACAAGAUGGAGCAGUGGGACGUGCUGGUGGAGAUGGACCCCAAAACUCAAGAGUGGCUAGAAGAAUCGGAAUCGGAAGAUGACGGCGAGGAAGAGGAGGGAAAAGCAGGCGAGGAUGAGGACGAGGAGGAUGAGUCCUCGGAGGAGGAAGAGGAGAGCGAUGAUGAAGGUGAGGAUGACCAUCCCCCGGUGAAGCCCGGCGAGAGUGUGAGUGAGUAUCAGAGCCGGACCGAGGCGUACUGGCAACGACUGGCCCGCUCCAACAUGGGCUCUGAAGCCAAGGACAAGAAAGUCAACAAAGUGGCACUCGCCAUGGCCAAGGUGUUCUACGAGGAUCAGGCAUAGCAGAAGAUGAUUAUAAUGCGUGUCUGUGUGUGUGAGAGAGAGAGAUGUGUAUGCACAUUUAUGCGAAGUAUUACCUACAUCAUAUAAUGUGUGUGUGUGUGUGUGUGUACAGUUAUAAAUGUGUCAUUGCGUUUUAAGAGCAGCUUUUUUUUAUUCUCUUUGACAUAUAUGAGGAUUUCUGCUCAAUAAAACGUCUUUAUUCUUGUC